AAGAAAAUAAUAUUUUAUUAAGCCCUACAGCAAUUCUUACAGACUUUGAACUUGCCGCAAUAAACGCAUCACGUAUUGAAUUUCCUAAUGUUAACAAUAAGUGUUGCUUCUUUCACUUAGAACAAAGCGGCUGGAGAAAAAUUCAAGAGAACAAACUAUCAACUCGUUAUGGUCUUGACGAGGAUUUUAGUAUAAAACUGCGUCAGUUGUUUGCAUUAGCAUUCUUACUGUCAAAUAAAAUUCCUGCAGCAUUUGAUGCCUUAAAGGAGGAAAUGCCCACGGAAACCAAGGAGGUAGUAAAAUGGUUUGAGGAAAAUUACGUUCAUGGUAAACAAAUACGACAAAUACGUAAUGGUAAUAUUAGCCGUUCACCACCCCUUUUCCCGCCACAAAUGUGGUCCAUGCAUGACUCCAUGGAAGCAGUUAAGCAUCAAGUAGAAGCUAUUAUAUAUGGUGCACAACGUCAAACACCUAAAAAAGGUACUAUUGAAAGAGAACAAAG
Messenger RNA from Dentiscutata heterogama, 502 nucleotides. NCBI's taxonomy places the organism in Eukaryota, Fungi, Glomeromycota, Glomeromycetes, Diversisporales, Gigasporaceae. The record is from the annotation of a GenBank genome assembly.